Messenger RNA from Plasmodium malariae, 465 nucleotides. RefSeq names its product conserved Plasmodium protein, unknown function. The transcript has a single exon. Bases 1 to 465 code for a protein of 154 amino acids. Lineage: Eukaryota; Apicomplexa; Aconoidasida; Haemosporida; Plasmodiidae. The record is from RefSeq and is a predicted model, not a curated record.
AUGAUAGGAAAAAUAUUCGAUAAUGCCUUUCGAAUACGUACUUACAAUAGAUUUGUUUGUUUCAUUAUUGGAGGAGCAUUUACAUAUAGUCUAGCAAAUCCUGAUAUAGAUACAGUAUAUGAAUUUUUCCCUAUUUUUAAACAAAAUAAAUACGCAUAUUUAACAUUUUUAGAAGUCAAUGAAAAUCAUAGCAAAGUAUUCGAAGAAAAGCUUAAGGACCUAUGUAGAUUUUGUCAAAAGCAACCAGGUUAUUUAUACACAAAAAUAAUUAAAAGAAAAAAUAACUUAGACAAUUUAAGUAAGUAUAUUAUUGUUUCUACUUGGUUAAAAAGUGAAAAUUACCUAUUAGCAUGUAAUAGAAUGUAUGGACAAAUAUUAAUUAACAAUAUUCAAAGUUAUGCGAACUACAAUUCCUACUUAUAUAGAAUUGUUGUGGAUGAUUCGGAUUACUUGCCCCCUUUGUAA